AUGGCACCGCAAGCCCACCCCGUCCUCGUCGUCGGCGCAGGCCCGACGGGUCUCAUCGCCGCUCUAACCCUCCGCCACAACGGCAUACCCGUGCGCAUCCUCGAGAAAGCGGACAAGCCAUUCACCGGCUCGCGCGCGCUAGGCACCCACCCGCGCACGUUCGAGGUAUACAAGUUCCUGGGCGUCCUGCCCGACAUCCUGCGGCUCGGCACGCCCGUGCCCGACAACAGGAUCUACAAGUGCCCGCCGGAGGGCACCGAGCUCGCGAAAGAGCUGAAGAACCUCGGGCGGGGGUACCCCACGCCGGGCAUGCCGUUCUACAACAUGUGGGUGCUGGGUCAAGACGUGACACAGCGCGUCCUGCGCACGCACCUCGAGAAACACGGCGUGCGCGUCGAGUUCGGGACCGAGCUGCGCGCGUUCGCGCAGCACGCGGACCGCGUCGAGGCGCACAUCGUCAAACCCGGAGAAGGCCCGAACGGCGCGGAGGAGACGUUCACCGCCAGCUACCUCGUGGGCGCGGACGGCGCGAGAGGUGUGGUGCGCAAGGCGCUCGGGCUGCAGUUCGCCGGUGUGACGCGGGAGGACGCGACAGCCGUCCUCGGGGACGUGCGCGUGCGCGGCGUCUCGCGGGACCACUGGAACCGCUGGAUGAAAGGCAACGUGCCCGCCCUUUCCCUCCUCCCGCGCUACACGCACGACCCCGACGUGUUCGGGAUCAUCGCCUUUGGGCUCGACGCGACGCGCGACUACGCGCGCUUCGUCGAGGACACGGACGCGUUUAAGCAGUACGUUCGCGAGGUGACGGGCCGGCCGGAGAUCGAGAUCACGGAGUUUUUGGGGCUGUCGUAUGUCAAGUUCAAUAUCCGCAUGGUAAGCGAGUUCGGGAAGGGCAGAGUUUUCAUCGCGGGAGACGCCGCGCACGUCCACAGCCCCACUGGCGGUCAAGGAAUGAACAGCAGCAUCAUGGACGCCUUCAAUCUCGCCUGGAAACUCACGCUCGCGCACAAAAACCUCGCGGCGCCCGGGCUGCUCGCGUCUUACACCGCCGAGCGCCUGCCCGUGAUCAAGAACAUGCUCACAAUGACCACGGAAGUCCUCGACAAGGCGCUCGCGAACAAGGAGGGCGCGUGGGAGCGCGGCGCGCGCUUCUUCCAGCUGGACGUGCACUACCGCGGGAGCGCGAUCACGCUCGAGGACGACCCCGAACGCGAGGGCGCGCCGGACCCGCCCGUGAAUGUGUACACCUUCGGCACGAUGGGGCGGGUGAGGGCGGGUGAUAGAGCGCCCGACGCGCCGCACUUGCUCGAUUUGAGGAAGGGCAGCGUGGGCACGCUGUUCGACGUGCUCACGCCGGCGAAGCACACCGUGCUGGUGUUCACGCAGGGAAACUCGGCGGCGGAUAAUGUGCUCGGGGCGCUGCGCGCGUACCCCGCGGCGCAUGUGCAGUCCGUGGUGAUUAUGCCUGCGUUCGCCUCCGUGCGCGAGGACGCGGAACUCCCGGGAGCGGGGUGGGUGCUCAAGGACGCGGACCGGCACGCGUACGAGGGGUACUCGGUCGACCAUGCGACGACGGGGCACGAGGCGGUUGUGGUUGUUGUGCGCCCUGAUGGAUUUGUUGGGGCGAUCGGGAGGGGGGCGGGGAGUGUGCAGGCGUAUUUUGCGAAGAUUCUCUGUUAG
Messenger RNA from Gloeophyllum trabeum ATCC 11539, 1680 nucleotides. RefSeq names its product monooxygenase. Gene Ontology annotation, molecular function: FAD binding. The record is from RefSeq and is a predicted model, not a curated record. NCBI's taxonomy places the organism in Eukaryota, Fungi, Basidiomycota, Agaricomycetes, Gloeophyllales, Gloeophyllaceae. Bases 1 to 1680 code for a protein of 559 amino acids. The transcript is spliced from 10 exons.